GCCCGCGCCGCCGCCAAUGCCGUCGAUCGUCGCGCCGCCGCCGCCGCGGUUCGAUCCGCCGGCGGCGGCGAUGCCGCCGCCCGCGCCGCCGCCGCCGCCGCCGGUGCCGUCGGCGGCGGUCGUGACGCCGCCGCCGCCCGGGGUGAUCACGCCGCCGCCGUCGUUCGCGCCGCCGGAUCUGACGCCGCCGCCGGACCUGGACGCGGCGCAGAGCGCGGCGGACAUCGCGGCGGCGUUGCCGACGCCGAUGGUGGAGCCCACGGUUUUGAUUCCGGGUAUCAUCGAACCCCCGCCCGGUCUGGGUGGAGGGGUCGCCGGCACGGUCGCCGGCACGGUCGCCGGCACGGUCGCCGGCACUGCCGCCGCGGGGAUCAACACCGUCGAGGAGGUGUUGCUGUGCAAGGAGAAGCUCAACAUCGUCGUCGUCGCGUCCGAAUGCGCGCCGUUCGCCAAGACGGGCGGCUUGGGCGACGUCGCCGCGGCGCUUCCGAAGGCGCUGCGACGCCGCGGGCACCGCGUCAUGGUCGUCAUGCCGCGCUACAAAGACUACCAGGGCGUCUUCGACACGUCCGUGCGCGUGCACUACAACAUCAUGGGCGCCAACACGGAGGUUGGCUACUUUCACAUGUACAAAAACGACGUGGACUACGUCUUCGUGGAUCACGUGGCGUAUCACGCCGUCGCCGGCGACAUCUACGCGGGCGACCGCGAGGAGGCCAACUUCCGGAACGCGAUGCUGUGUCAGGCUGCGAUCGAGGCGGUGUGGCACGUCAAGUGCGGGCCGGAGGGCGACACGCCGUACGGCGACAGCGACUUGGUCUUCCUCGCGAACGACUGGCACACCGCGUUGCUGCCCGUGAUGCUGCAGGCGUUUUACCGCGAUCACGGCAAGUUUGAGUUCGCGCGGUCCGUCUUCGUCAUUCACAACAUGGCGUUUCAGGGCCGAGGCCCUCUCGUCGAGUUCGACAAGCUCGGCCUUCCCGCGGACUACAAAGACCACUUCUUCCUGGACGAUCCGUUCGGAGGCGAGUGCAUGAACACGAUGCAGGCGGGCUUGAGGUUGGCGACGAAGGUCAUCGCCGUCUCCAGCGGAUACGCGUGGGAGAUCACCACCGACGCCGGCGGCUGGGGCCUCGCGCCGUUGCUCCGCGAGUUUGGCGAGAAGCUCACCGGGGUCGUCAACGGGAUCGAUCUCGACGAGUGGUCCCCGGAGAAGGACGAGCACCUGGACAAAGACGGCUACUCGCGCUACGAGCCGACCGCGGAGGGGCUCAUGGGCGGGAAGAAGCUGUGUAAGGCGGCGUUGCAGCGGCAAUUCGGCUUGCCGGAACGCGACGACGUCCCGGUCCUGGGGUUCAUCGGAAGGCUCGAUCACCAGAAGGGCGUCGACCUGAUCACGGAGAUCGCGCCGUGGCUCAUGGGCCAGGACGUCCAGCUCGUCAUGCUCGGCAGCGGCCGCGAGGACCUCGAGGAGCUUCUGAAGAAUUUGGAAAACAACAACCGCGAGCGGUGCCGGUGCUGGGUCGGCUUCAGGCGCAUGGCGCAUCGCAUCACCGCGGGGUGCGACAUCCUGCUGAUGCCGUCUCGGUUUGAACCGUGCGGGCUGAACCAGCUGUACGCGAUGAGAUACGGCACCGUCCCGGUCGUGCACGCCGUCGGCGGGUUGCGAGAGACGGUGAUCCCUUUCAACCCGAAGAACGACACCGGCACGGGGUGGCAGUUCGACGAGGCGUCCGAGGCGAAG
Messenger RNA from Micromonas pusilla CCMP1545, 1744 nucleotides. RefSeq names its product glycosyltransferase family 5 protein (gene SSIIA). Lineage: Eukaryota; Viridiplantae; Chlorophyta; Mamiellophyceae; Mamiellales; Mamiellaceae. The transcript is spliced from 2 exons. The record is from RefSeq and is a predicted model, not a curated record. Gene Ontology annotation, molecular function: alpha-1,4-glucan glucosyltransferase (UDP-glucose donor) activity. The annotation marks the transcript as partial.